Molecule: messenger RNA, 4281 nt
Organism: Elephantulus edwardii (Cape elephant shrew)
Lineage: Eukaryota; Metazoa; Chordata; Mammalia; Macroscelidea; Macroscelididae
Gene: CASKIN1
Product: CASK interacting protein 1
Exons: 20
Coding region: 1-4281 (1426 amino acids)
Molecular function (GO): protein binding
Source: RefSeq, a predicted model, not a curated record
AUGGGGAAGGAGCAGGAGCUGGUGCAGGCGGUGAAGGCGGAGGACGUGGGCACCGCGCAGCGCCUGCUGCAGAGGCCGCGGCCCGGCAAAGCCAAGCUCCUGGGCUCCACUAAGAAGAUCAAUGUCAACUUCCAGGACCCAGAUGGCUUCUCAGCCCUGCACCACGCCGCCCUGAAUGGCAACACUGAACUGAUCUCCUUGCUGCUGGAGGCCCAGGCCGCUGUAGAUAUCAAGGACAACAAAGGCAUGCGGCCACUACACUAUGCAGCCUGGCAGGGCCGGAAGGAGCCCAUGAAGCUGGUGCUGAAGGCGGGCUCGGCAGUCAAUGUCCCCUCCGAUGAGGGCCACAUCCCUCUGCACCUGGCAGCUCAGCAUGGCCACUAUGAUGUGUCUGAGAUGCUGCUUCAACACCAGUCGAACCCCUGCAUUGUGGAUAACUCGGGGAAGACACCCCUGGACCUGGCCUGUGAGUUUGGCCGUGUGGGGGUGGUCCAGCUGCUGCUUAAUAGCAAUAUGUGUGCCGCGCUGCUAGAACCCCGGCCAGGGGAUGCCACCGACCCCAACGGCACCAGCCCCCUGCACCUGGCGGCCAAGAACGGCCACAUUGACAUAAUCAGACUCCUCCUUCAGGCUGGCAUUGAUAUCAACCGGCAGACCAAGUCUGGCACUGCGCUACAUGAGGCCGCGCUCUGCGGGAAGACCGAAGUCGUCCGGCUGCUGCUUGACAGUGGCAUCAAUGCCCAGGUACGGAAUACCUACAGCCAGACGGCACUGGACAUAGUGCACCAAUUUACCACAUCACAAGCCAGCAAAGAGAUCAAGCAGCUGCUCCGAGAGGCCUCAGCGGCUCUGCAGGUCCGGGCGACCAAGGAUUACUGCAACAACUAUGACCUCACCAGCCUGAACGUGAAGGCUGGGGACAUCAUCACGGUCCUGGAACAGCAUCCUGAUGGCCGGUGGAAGGGCUGUGUCCAUGACAACCGGACAGGCAAUGAUCGCGUCGGCUACUUCCCAUCCUCCUUGGGCGAGGCCAUUGUCAAGAGAGCUGGUCCCCGAGCUGGCCCGGAGCCAAGCCCACCCCCGGGAGGUGGCCCGUCGGGGCCCUCUGCGCCUCCAGAGGAGAUCUGGGUGCUGAGGAAGCCUUUUGCAGGUAGUGACCGCAGUGGCAGCCUGAGCGGCGCAGCUGGUGGCCGGGGCAGCAGUGGCCAUGCCCUGCAUGCGGGCUCUGAAGGGGUCAAGCUCCUGGCGACCGUACUUUCUCAGAAGUCUGUGUCUGAGUCCAGCCCCGGGGACAGCCCCAUCAAGCCUCAGGAAGGUCCUGCAGGUGCUGCCCGUGCCCAGCCUCCCGUGGGGCCCGUGGAACAGCAGCCCCGGAAGCAGGAGCUGGCAUCGGAGGGCAAGAGUGCCGAGGCGGUCAGCCAGUGGCUGGCCACGUUCCAGCUGCAGCUCUAUGCACCCAACUUCAUCAGCGCAGGUUAUGACCUGCCCACCAUUAGCCGCAUGACCCCUGAGGACCUCACGGCCAUUGGCGUCACCAAGCCAGGCCACCGGAAGAAGAUCACAGCAGAGAUCAGUGGCCUGAGCCUUCCUGACUGGCUGCCUGAGCACAAACCUGCUAACCUGGCCGUGUGGCUGUCCAUGAUUGGCCUGGCUCAGUACUACAAAGUACUGGUGGACAAUGGCUAUGAGAACAUCGACUUCAUCACUGACAUCACCUGGGAAGACCUACAGGAGAUUGGCAUCACCAAGCUGGGACAUCAGAAGAAACUGAUGCUGGCUGUGAGGAAAUUGGCAGAGUUGCAGAAGGCGGAGUAUGCCAAGUACGAGGGAGGUCCACUGCGCAGGAAAGCACCCCAGUCGCUGGAGGUGGUGGCCAUCGAAUCUCCACCCCUGCCUGAAUCUAUGCCCUCCGAGUGCCAGUCUCCAAAGAUGACCACUUUCCAGGAUAGUGAGCUCAGUGGGGAGCUGCAGGCAGCCCUGACAGGUCCUGCAGAGGGCACAGCCGCAGCCACCGAGAAGCCGUACAACCAGCUGCCACCCACCCCGAGGGGCAGCCUGCGGCAGGAGCCCAGCCUUGGAGGGCGGGCACGGCACCUGAGCAGCUCCCAGGAGCUGCUGGGUGAUGGGCCCCUGGGGCCAGGCAGCCCCAUGUCGCGGAGCCAGGAGUACUUGCUGGAUGAGGGGCCCGCCCCCAGCACACCACCCAAGGAGGCCCGGCCCAGUCGCCACGGCCACAGUGUCAAGCGGGCCAGUGUGCCCCCCGUGCCUGGGAAGCCACGGCAGAUCCUUCCACCCAGUGCCAGCCACUUCACACCCCCACAGACACCCACAAAAGCCCGGCCAAGCUCCCCCCAGGCUUUAGGGCCUCCUCAUGGGCCUGCCCCGGCCACAGCCAAAGUGAAGCCCACGCCACAGCUGCUGCCUCCGGCAGAGCGGCCCAUGUCCCCACGUUCACUGCCCCAGUCACCCACCCACCGGGGCUUCGCCUAUGUGCUGCCCCAGCCUGUGGAGGGAGAAACAGCCCCUGGGGCUCCAGGGCCUGUGCCCAGGCUGUGCCUGCCCCCUGAAGGUGACACCGAGCCAGGGCGGCCCAAGAAACGUGCCCACAGCCUGAACCGCUACGCUGCAUCAGACAGUGAGCCAGAGCGCGAUGAGCUGCUGGUGCCUGCGGCAGCAGGGCCCUAUGCCACCGUCCAGCGGCGGGUGGGCCGCAGCCACUCUGUGAGGGCGCCAGCAGGCGCUGACAAGAACGUCAACCGCAGCCAGUCUUUUGCUGUGAGGCCCCGCAAAAAAGGCCCCCCGCCACCCCCACCCAAGCGCUCCAGUUCUGCCAUGGCCAGCGCCAACCUAGCUGAUGAGCCAGGGCUGGAAACCGAGACUGAGGAGCCAGGCCCCGAGGAUGGUGGGCUAGCGGUGCGGCCUCAGCGCCGGAGGGCCAGUGAUCUGGCCAGCAGCGUGGACACGGGCAGUGCAGGCAGUGUAAAGAGCAUUGCUGCCAUGCUUGAGCUGUCAUCCAUCGGGGGUGGGGGCCGGGCUGCCCGAAGACCCCCCGAAGGUCACCCAAUACCUCACCCUGCUAGCCCAGAGCCAGGGCGAGUGGCCACGGUGCUGGCCUCCGUGAAGCACAAGGAGGCCAUUGGGCCUGAUGGAGAAGUGGUGAACCGGCGUCGCACACUCAGUGGGCCAGUGACUGGACUUCUGGCCACUGCCCGCCGGGGUUCUGGGGAGCCAGUGGUUCCUGUAGAACAGCACAGCCCCUUUGCCGAGGAUGGAGCAGCUAGGCAGCGGCCCCGAGGCCCUACCAAGGGCGAUGGCAUCAGCGAGGGCCCACCCCUGGCCAGGGUGGAAGCCAGUGCCACUCUCAAGAGGCGCAUCCGAGCGAAGCAGAGCCAGCAGGAGAAUGUCAAAUUCAUCCUGACCGAGUCUGACACAGUGAAGCGUAGGCCCAAGGCCAAGGAGCGGGAAGUGGGGCUCGAACCACCUCCGCCGCCACUGUCUGUAUAUCAAAAUGGGACUGGGACUGGUACGCUCCGCCGCAGGCCAGUUUCUGAGCAGGCCACGCCCCCUGAGCUGCCACCACCACCCCCGCCAGCCGAACCACCACCGGCUGACCUGGCACACCUGCCUCCGCUACCCUUGCCUGAUGAAGCACGGAAGCCGGCCAAGCCUCCAGUGUCGCCCAAACCUGUCCUGGCCCAGCCUGUGUGCAAGAUGCAGGGCUCGCCAACGCCAGUGUCCAAGAAGGUUCCCUUCCCAGGCCCAGGCAGCCCAGAGGUGAAACGUGCCCAUGGGACGCCGCCACCUGUGUCGCCCAAGCCUCCACCGCCUCCCACCGCGCCCAAGCCGGUCAAGGUCGCAGCGGGGUUACCGUCGGGCAGCGCCAGUCCGUCGCCUGCACCCUCACCGGCGCGCCAGCCAUCCACCACCUUUGCUAAGCCAGCGGGCACGCCGCCUCCGGUUGGCCCCAGGCCCUCGUCCCCCGGUACACCCGCACUGCACGUGCCCGCCAAGCCACCGCGCGCUGCCGCUGCGGCCUCGGCCAUCGGGGUUUCAGCCGCACCCGACGGAGCCUCCCCCGGGGACAGCGCCAGGCAGAAGCUGGAGGAGACCAGUGCAUGCCUGGCCGCCGCGCUGCAGGCGGUGGAGGAGAAGAUUCGGCAGGAGGACGGCCAGAGCCAGCGACCCUCAGCAGCUGAGGAGAAGAGUACUGGCAGCAUCUUAGAUGACAUCGGCAGCAUGUUUGAUGACCUGGCUGACCAGCUCGAUGCCAUGCUGGAGUAA